Messenger RNA from Baudoinia panamericana UAMH 10762, 543 nucleotides. RefSeq lists its product as uncharacterized. Lineage: Eukaryota; Fungi; Ascomycota; Dothideomycetes; Mycosphaerellales; Teratosphaeriaceae. The record is from RefSeq and is a predicted model, not a curated record. The transcript has 2 exons. The coding region runs from base 1 to 543 and encodes 180 amino acids.
AUGGCAUCCACAACCAAACUUACCCCAUCCAAGGAUCUCCAAACCCUCACCCACCAAAUCCCCGCCCACAACCUCAUCCCCAACACUUCGAUCCAGCACAAACCCCUCCUGAUCUACCGCCACGCUUUCCCCUCCGCAAGCGCCUCCGACUUGGAAACGCACCUUUCUUCCGUGGGUGUGGUGACGCCCCAAUGGCGCUACACCAUGUACUCCACCUCGCACUUCCACUCAACCAGCCAUGAAGUGCUGGCGAUCGCUCACGGGAAGGCGAGAUUGUGCUUCGGGCAUGAAGACAACCCUGAGCGAGUGGAGGAGGUGGUGGGGAGGGGGGAUGUGAUUGUCAUGCCGGCGGGGGUCGCGCAUAGGUUGCUUGAGGAUUUGGAGGGCGGGUUUGAGAUGGUCGGAUGCUAUCCGAAAGGCUGCAAUUGGGAUAUGUGCUAUGGGAAGCCGGGCGAGGAGGGCAAGGUGGCGAAGAUCAAGAACUUGCCGUGGUUCACUAGAGAUCCGGUGUAUGGAGACGAAGGACCUGUGUUGAACGUUUAG